This is a messenger RNA of Sphenostylis stenocarpa, 1194 nucleotides long. The record is from the annotation of a GenBank genome assembly. Lineage: Eukaryota; Viridiplantae; Streptophyta; Magnoliopsida; Fabales; Fabaceae.
AUGGCAUCGUCUUUCAUCUUCCGUACUUCGCGGAGGUUUCUUAAACCUUCUUCUUCUUCUUCUUCACUAUCUCUUCACCCCGCCAUCUUCAACCCUUUGACCUCCGCUCACCAAUUUGCAACCCAAAACCAAAACCCCUAUCUAAAUCCCCCAGUUAAGCCACCCCAGCUCCAAAAUUACAAUUUUGAGUUUCGUAAAACUGUUGGGUCUCUCUCAAAUUUUCAUCUUGUUGCACACUUGUCCACGUGGCCCUCGAAGGAGAACAGGAACCAAAAUGGUAGUGUGGGUAGUGGUGGUGGAGGGGACGCCACUUGGGUGGACUUGUACUUGCCAAGACAGGUUCAGCCCUAUGCUCGCCUUGCUCGUCUUGAUAAACCAAUUGGGACGUGGUUGCUCCUAUGGCCUUGUAUGUGGUCAAUUACCUUGGCUGCAAACCCGGGUCAUCUUCCCGAUUUUAAAAUGAUGACUCUGUUUGGAUGUGGGGCUUUGCUUUUAAGAGGUGCUGGGUGUACUAUUAAUGAUCUCCUUGACCGGGAUAUUGAUACAAUGGUAGACCGUACAAAGUUGAGACCUGUGGCAAGUGGUCUUUUGACACCAUUUCAAGGACUUUGUUUUCUUGGUUUUCAAUUACUUUUGGGUCUUGGGAUUCUUCUACAGCUUAAUAAUUAUAGUCGUGUUUUGGGUGCCUCAUCCUUGUUGCUUGUCUUCUCUUAUCCCCUGAUGAAGAGGUUUACAUUUUGGCCUCAAGCCUAUCUUGGGUUCACCUUUAAUUGGGGGGCUUUAUUAGGAUGGACAGCAGUUAAAGGAAGUCUGGACCCAUCUAUUGUGCUGCCACUUUAUGCCUCUGGAGUAUUUUGGACUCUUGUGUAUGAUACUAUCUAUGCACAUCAGGAUAAAGAAGAUGACCUGAAAGUGGGAGUUAAAUCAACAGCUUUGCGCUUUGGUGAUUCAACAAAGGAGUGGAUUUCUGGGUUUGGGAUUGCAUGCCUUGGUGGUCUUGCUCUUAGUGGAUUUAAUGCUGAAAUAGGCUGGCCGUACUAUGCAUCUCUGGCGGUUGCAUCUGGACACUUAGGCUGGCAAAUAUGGACAGUUGACCUUUCAUCACGUGCUGAUUGCAAUAGGAAAUUUGUCUCAAAUAAGUGGUUUGGAGCCAUCAUAUUUUGUGGAAUUCUAGCUGGAAGACUUUCAUCAUAG